AUGAUUCCCACAUCCAUUUUCAACCAUGGUUGCCAGUUGCAGUUGGGCAACGAGACCCUGUAUGGAAGACAAACAGCUCUGGCCUUAUUUCAUGCUAACAAUAAGAGUUUCACCAUGGAUAGAUUGGCAAGGGUAUCCUUCUGGAACCUGUGCCUUGAAAAACCAAAUCAAAGUCUUCGGAAGGAUGAUAUUUGUGCUGCAUCAAUAUUACAUUCAGUUGAAGCUGUAUCCCUCCUGAAGAAACUGAACUGUCUUCAGGAAUAUUGUAAUUUCUCAACUAUCAAGUUCAGGACAUUGAAUCUUCACAAUCCAAUUGCAAGCAAUACAAUUAUAGAUAUGCAUACAACAGUACAGCCUGGUGGCCGCUCCCCUAAAGCAAUGAAUUCAUCACAGUUUCAACCUGGUUCAAAUGGAAUACAGGCACCUGCUUCAUUUCCUUCUCAUGUGAAGGGAAAGAAAAGGGAGCGAUCGGACCAUGGACCAGAAUCCAUUAAAAGAGAACGCUCUUUGAAAACAGAAGAGGGUGUUCGGAGUCGGGUUUCAGAAAGCAAUCUUAGAUCAGAGAUUUCAAAGAUAACAGAUAAAGGUGGGCUGGUAGAUAUCGAAGGGGUUGAAAAGCUAGUACUACUCAUGCAGCCUGAAAGAAGCGACAGAAAGUUGGAUUUGAAUAGCCGAUCUGCGCUGGCUGCUGUGAUUGCUGCCACAGACAGGUUCGAUUGCCUCUGUCAAUUUAUUCAACUCAAGGGUUUGUCUGUAUUAGAUGAAUGGCUGCAAGAUAUUCACAAUGGGAAGAUUGGUGAUGGUAGCCCAAAGGAUGGUGAUAAACAUGCCGAUGAAUUUCUUGUGGUUUUACUUUGUGCUCUUAACAAGCUUCCUGUAAAUCUUCAGGCUCUGAAGAUGUAUCACAUAGGAAAAUCAGUUAAUAAUCUGCGCACACACAAAAAUUUGGAGAUUCAGAGAAAAGCUAGAAGCUUAGUCGACACAUGGAAAAAGCGUGUUGAGGCUGAAAUGAAUGUUAAUGAUGCAAAGAGUGGAUCUGUUCAGGCUACAUCAUCACCUUCUAGAUCACCCCUUCCUGGAGGACCACAUGAGAUUGCUGGAAGGAACACAGUUACACUGGCUACUUCCUCCAAAACUCCUGUUAAACCUCUUCAUGGUGAGCUCGCCAUAAAGUCUAUCACCACAAUAGGGCUAACAAAGGAGACCAUGUCACCUGUAUCAGGUAAGGUAAGCCAAUCUAGAGUAGCAUUUGGAAGUAACUCCAAUGUUCCUUCAAGGGACGAUAGGAGUAGUAGUUCAAGCCAAUCUCAUAAUAACAGUCAGUCCUGUUCAAGUGAUCAUAAUAAAACUAUGAUUUUAUGUGGAAAGGAAGAUGCUAGAAGCUCUACUGUUGUAUCAAUAAGCGCAAGCAAGAAUUCUAGUAGUGGCAAUAGAGAAAUUGGAUCAAGUAGAAACUCAUCACUCCCCAGGAAUCUAGCUUCCGAGAAAGAUGUAAAUGUCGACGGGACUAGUCAUAAAGCGGUUAUUAAGCUACCAAAUAGUGGCCACAGGAGAAGCCCAGGUCAGAGUGUCAGUGGGGGUUCUCUUGACGACCCUCUCAUAGUUAAUGGUACAGAAGUUUCUCCAUUGCAACUUGAAAGCACUGGUCAGAAUGUGAAAGAGAAGACAGACAAUCCUAAACCUGUGGCUUCUUCUGGUGUCCGUGCUGAAUCCUGGGAAAGUAAUGAUUUAAAAGAUAUACUCUCUGCAUCUGAUGAAGGUGACGACGUCUCACCAAUUGCCAUACCUGAUGAUCAAUGUAGGAUUGCUGAAGAUGCUUCUACUAAAUUCUUGGAAGUUACAAAAGUUGCUUCAUCAACAUCAGAGAGUGACCACAAAGCUGGGAAAGUACUUGAAUCUUCUUUUAACUCAAUCAAUGCUCUGAUUGAAAGUGCCAAAUUUUCUGAAGCAAGUGCAUCUCCGUCAGAUGGAGAUGAUGCUGGAAUGAAUCUGCUUGCCAGUGUUGCUGCUGAUGAAAUGUUGGCCAAGUCUGACUUGGUUCUACCAGAUGAUUGUCUUGAGAGAAUUGCUUUGAAGGAGAAGCAUUCGUCCGUGGGUGAUGAGGCAAAGUUGAAUUCUCGAGAUGGGAAUAAUGAUGAUAAACACCAUAAUCAUUCUGUUGAGGAGGAAUUAACUGACAUCCGGAAGAUAGAUGCUUGUUCCAGGGUCAAGGAGACAACUUCUGACAAAUUUGAACAGACACCUGGAAGACUGAAAAAGGAGCAACAACUCCCAGAGCAAUGCCAUAGGAAUGAUGAAAGAUCAGAUGAAUUGAUGGGUAAUGAUGUAUCAAUGGUCUCUGCCUCAGUUAGUGAAGAAGCUAAGAAUCCUGAGAAAGUAGUUACAACAACCUCAACUACUUACAGAAUUCAAAACGGUAAAAUGAUGGUGAGAUGUGCCGCUGAUAAAGCCAUCGUUUCAAAGGAGGAACCUGUUGAAGGUUCAAUGCCAAAUUUUGAUCUGGAAAGUGAUGUGGGUAAAGAUUCAGUGGCUGAAGGACUUAAUAUUGGCGGCCACACAGAGCAGAAAUUGUCUCCUAGUUUGAUACAAGCAGAAAAAGAGUGCAACAGCGAUGAGAAGUUGCAGCGGCUUUUAGACAAUGCCAAAAUCACUGUUUCUGAUAAAAACACUGGAAAAACAGAGGACACAAAUUGCAGUAAUCAUAUGAUGGUUGCUCCAGUACCAAUCCAUGAACACCAGGUCAAUCUUGGCCUGGUUGAUAAAGAUAAAGUCAUUCAAGCUGUGGUUUCUGAUAAGUUUGAGGAAUGUCACUCUACUAUGGCAGUUUCUGCUUUGACUGCUGCAAAAGCAUCGGAUUCAGAGAUGAAGCCGAAAUUUGAUUUGAACAAAGGAUUUGUUGGAGAAGAACUGAAGUACGUAAGGCCAACAAACUCAACAGCUUCUAGAACACUUCUUCCUUCAGUAAACUCAGUGCCUUUUUGCUUUUCCCCAGUUUCCAGUGGGUUUCCUGCUUCCGUGACUGUCGCAGCUGCUGCAAAAGGGCCAUUUGUAUAUCCUGAUGACCUCAUGAGGACUAAAGGGGAACCUGGAUGGAAAGGGUCUGCUGCGACAAGUGCAUUUAGGCCAGCCGAACCCAGGAAGGUUCUGGACAUGCCUGUCUCAAUUUCCGAAACUAAUACAGGAAAAUGCCAGCGUCCUAUGUUAGAUUUUGAUCUUAAUGCGCCAGGCGAAGAUAUUCUGGAAGAUAUAACUUCCCACGAAUCGGAAAAAACGGAUCCUCUGGGUUCUACACCUGCUCGGAGCUUUGGAGGACUUGAUCUUGAUUUAAAUCAAGUUGAUGGAGCUAAUGAAACAGGACAAUACUGGUUAAAAGGUCAUAAUAGAGACUUUGACUUGAAUGAUGGGCCUGCACUAGAUGAAUCAAAUACUGAACCAACUUUGUUAAAUCAUCAAGGUAGAGGCAGUAUGCUGCCCCAACCGCCGCCUAUAAGUGGAAAUUACUCAUCAUGGUUUCCAACCGGAAACAGUUAUUCAGGUGUAACCAUUCCGUCGUUCCUACCCGAGAGAGGUGAACAGUCUUUCCCAAUCAUUGCAACCGCCACUCCUAGGAUGAUACAACAAGGGUCAGCUUCUUCUGGUGGGACCCAUUUUACGCCUGAUGUUUACAGAGGAGGACCCGUGUUAUCUUCUUCUCCCUUUCAAUAUCCGGUUUUCCCUUUCGGAACUAGCUUUCCUAUUCCAUCAUCCUCAUUCUCCAGUUUCCCGAAUAUCAUCAACUCACAGAUGUUAGGUCCGACUGCUGCUGCACAGUACUCACAGAUGUUAGGUCCGACUGCUGCUGCACAGUAUCCAAGGCCACCUUAUGUUAGCAUUCUGGACAGUAAUAACAGUAUAGGAGAGAGCAACCGGAAGUGGGGCCGGCAAAAUCUAGACCUUAAUGCAGGUCCCGGUGCAGUGGAAUUUGACAGUAAAGAAGAUUCAUCCUCUAUGGUAGCACGACAGUUCUCUGUUGCUAGUUGUCAGGGACUAGCUGAGGAGCAGGCUAGAAUGUGCCAACAACUGGCGAGUAAUAAUGGUGUGAAGAGGAAGGAUCCUCCUCCUGAAGGUGGAUGGGAUAAUGAAAGCUUUAGGUACAACAAGCAAGCCUCUUCGUGGCAAUAAAUUUCUUGAUAGCUGGUGGAAUCACUUAUUCAAAUGGUUUCAACCAGUUUCUCGAGGACAAGUGCUGACUUAUGAGAUUUCAUUAUUUGAAGUGGUGCUUUGAGGAAAGGAGGGGCGGUGGUAAGUGAGUUAUUACUUAUAAACAUUAGUGUCCCACCUCCCCAAUGUAAAGCAAAAGAUGUCUAUAAUUAGGGGUUGUCCAAGCGAAUUGUUCCUUGGAUUCUUCUUCUUCUUCUAUCUUCUACUUCAGGAUGGUGGAUUUGGAUUAAUCAUGUCCCCCUUUGUAGAUAUCUUACUUUUGGGCUUCAUGCACUUGGUGUUGUAUAAACAAACUGGUAACUGUUGUUUUUUUUUUGUUCUUUUUUUUUUGUUUUGUACUGGCAACCACAUGAAAUUACAUUUUCCAUUAAAAUGCACACAUUAUUAUAUAUUGCAUAUUUGUUAACAGUA
Messenger RNA from Impatiens glandulifera, 4611 nucleotides. RefSeq lists its product as uncharacterized. The transcript is spliced from 4 exons. Gene Ontology annotation, cellular component: nucleus. The record is from RefSeq and is a predicted model, not a curated record. Lineage: Eukaryota; Viridiplantae; Streptophyta; Magnoliopsida; Ericales; Balsaminaceae. Bases 1 to 4161 code for a protein of 1386 amino acids.